Molecule: messenger RNA, 270 nt
Organism: Eremothecium sinecaudum
Lineage: Eukaryota; Fungi; Ascomycota; Saccharomycetes; Saccharomycetales; Saccharomycetaceae
Product: SEC61-beta family protein
Exons: 1
Coding region: 1-270 (89 amino acids)
Biological process (GO): intracellular protein transport
Cellular component (GO): Sec61 translocon complex
Source: RefSeq, a predicted model, not a curated record
AUGUCUUCCCCAGCUCCCCCAGGUGGUCAAAGAACCCUACAGAAAAGAAGAGCAGCUCAAUCAGCUAAGGAUAAGCAAGCGAAGCAAACUCCUGCAUCUACAAGACAAGCAGGAUUUGGAGGAUCAUCUAGUAGUAUCCUAAAAUUGUAUACUGAUGAAGCUAAUGGUUUGAGGGUUGAUCCACUAGUGGUGCUAUUUAUGGCUGUGGGGUUCAUCUUUUCUGUGAUUAUAUUGCACGUCAUAGCCAAAGUACCUGGAAAGCUAUUUUAG